Messenger RNA from Mytilus californianus (California mussel), 1254 nucleotides. Its product is annotated as piggyBac transposable element-derived protein 4-like. The transcript has 2 exons. The record is from RefSeq and is a predicted model, not a curated record. NCBI's taxonomy places the organism in Eukaryota, Metazoa, Mollusca, Bivalvia, Mytilida, Mytilidae. The coding region runs from base 136 to 1254 and encodes 372 amino acids.
CAAAAACAAAUGAAGAAAAUAAAAAUAACCCCACUUAAUCACCACCACCAACAAAUAUACAUUUUCAAAGUAAUAUGGUCGUUCCCUUAAAAAAAUAGAUAUUUACAUUAAAGAUUCUACGACUUUAUAUAAUAAAUGUAUAUGAUUAUUUUUGAUUUUUUUUGUAGAUAUGCAAAGAAUCUUUGUAAUGAAACCAUUCGCCAAACCAGUCGAUUUUCGAGAAAAAUGCAGUGGCAGAAGGAGGGUAAACUGACCAUACCUGAGUUUAAGGGAUUCCUUGCCGUUUUUUAUAACAUGGGCUUAAUUAGGAAAGUAUCAUUUGAAGAAUAUUGGAAUAAGCACAGUCCAUCUCAGUCUACACCCUGGUUCCGUUGUAUGUUUAGUCGAAACCGAUUCCAAAACAUCUUAAAUUUUUUGCACCUGGUGGACACCAAAAAACUCCCUAAGCGUAAUGAUCCAACUUACAAACCAUCUCAAAGGUUUAAACCGUUACUUGAUUUCGUUAACAGGAAAUUUUUACGGUAUUAUAAUCCCCGCAGAGAACUUGCUGUAGAUGAAUCCCUUGUUGGUACAAAAGGAAAGACAAGUAUGUUACAGUAUAUACCAAGUAAACGUUCAAGGUUUGGCGUUAAAUUCUGGAUGUUGGUCGAGUCCGUCACCGGGUAUGUUUUACAGAUGGAUGUAUAUCACGGGAAACGUUUUGAUCCCACUCCUGCUGGAACAUUACAAGGAACAAAUGUAGUAAUAAAUUUAAUGAAGAAUUCGCAUCUUCUUGGGAAAGGCUUUCAUGUUUUCGCCGAUAGCUUUUUUGCUUCACUUAAUUUAGCUAACAAAUUAUUGAAAGAGCGUACGUAUCUCACAGGCACAAUGAGAACUAAUAGACCUAUGCCACAGAUGAUAAAAAAUGCACGUCCGCAGGCAGGGAAUGCUGUUUACGCUAGACAAAGACAAAUCAUGCUUUGUCGUUUCCGCGACCACAACAGAAAAAACCCCGUCACAUUGGUGUCUACUUACUACAAUGCUAUUGAUACACUAAACGGUAAACCUAGGAUCAUAGGCGCGUAUAAUACAUUUAUGGGCGGUGUCGACCUUAGCGACCAAUUGAUUGGCGCAUAUAAUGAUCACAGGAAAUGCAGUAAAGUAUGGAAAAAAAUUAUAUAUCACAUAUUUCACCGCAUUAUGUUAAACGCGUAUAUCCUAUACAGUCAUAACACCUCAUUACCGCUGAACACACCUAAAGCUAGUACAUCCUAA